AGGAUCGGCAACAGUGCGUACACUGUUUUUCUCGUCAAAACGAUAUUAUUAGAUAGUAACCAAUAAUCAUUAAGUAGAUGGUUUACUGUAGUAGAUAACGGACCACGGUGUCAAGUUCAUGGUGUUUAUCAAAGACAAUCAAAGUGUAUGACUUCAUGAUGGUCUUAACCCAAGAAGUGAUCCGCCAGUUACUCGCACAGACGUUCAUCCUCUUGGUAAUACCAAAUUUGGCGUUUGGGAGUCGCAUUCUGGCGUACGUUGUUACGCCCUCCUACAGUCAUCAGGUAGUGUUUCGCCCUCUAUGGCGAGAGUUGUCCUUACGAGGACACAACGUCACUUUAUUAACGACGCACCCAAUGAACGAUCCAGCCCUAACCAACUUAACUGAAAUUGACCUGAGUUCGAGUUACGAAGUAAUGAGCAGAGGUCUCUCAAAGGUUUUAACUUCGGAAGUUAACCCGUUUACGUCUAUGCGCAUCUAUAUCGAUACGUUCAACGAUGUGAUGGACCACCAGAUGCGUCAUCCUUUCGUACAAGACUUGCUGAACAACCCCUCGAUGGAGUUCGACGUGUUUCUGUUGGAGUCCAUGAUGGCGCCCGCCGUUGCCUUUGCGAAACGGUUUGAGUGCCCUCUUGUCGGGUUUACCUCGUUGCCUGCCAUAGAAACCUUAAACAAUUACAUGGGGGUGCCAACGCACCCCGUUUUGUAUCCGGAUGUACUGUUGCCAUUUGACAAAGCCGAAACACUACCAGAACGUGUAAUUUCCCUUGUGUACCAACUCUUUAUGCAACUGGUAACUGAUUUCUACGUACAUCCAAUACAAAACGUGGCAAUCGAGAGAUACUUUGGGAAGGGCUACGGGACCGUACAUGAACAUGUCGCAAACACCAGCUUGAUGAUUGUGAACACGAAUUCGGUUUUGGGCCGUUCACGUCCUAUGGUGCCGACCGUAGUUCAAGUUGGGGGUAUUAACAGGGCUCCACCGAAACCUUUAGCAGAGGUACAUGAAAGUCACGUGUGCAGUUUGAUCAUCCCUCACUUACAGCUACUGAAAACAAUCCUCGACACCUCCACGGACGGCUUUAUCUACUUCAGCUUAGGUUCGAACGUGAAAAGCAAAGACCUCCCACCACAAACGAGGGAGGUGCUCUUGGAGGCAUUUGCCGAGCUUCCCUAUCGGAUACUGUGGAAGUUUGAGCUAGACGAUCUGCCGAAGAAACCGGAGAACGUAAUCAUUUCGAGGUGGUUUCCCCAAACCGACGUUUUGAAGCAUCCCAACAUAAAACUGUUCAUAACACAGGGAGGCUUACAGUCGAUGGAGGAGGCCAUCUUUGAAGGGGUGCCGAUGGUAGGUAUGCCGGUGUUCGCCGACCAGCCGGGGAACGUACAGAAAAUGGUGCGAAAAGGGUUCGGACUUUACGUAAAUAUUUGGGGUUUGGAAAAGGGGGCACUCAAGCAGGCGGUCGUGGAGGUAAUCGAAAAUCCAACGUACAGGUCAAAGGUACGGGAGGCCUCCCGUUUGGCUCUAGAUCAACCGAUUGGAGCAUUGGAGCUGGCUGUGUGGUGGGUGGAGUACGUCAUACGGCAUAAGGGAGCAACACAUUUUCAAAGCCCCUUGAGGCAUAUUUCUUGGUGUCAGUACCUACUUUUGGACGUAAUUGCGGUUCUACUUUUAGUAAUUGUACUAUUCCUAACUGUCACUUAUAUAUCCAUACGAAUUAUUACCAAGUACAUUCGAAAAGUCUUGUUUCAACCUAAAUUUAAGUCAGAAUAGUCAGACGAAUUAAUUCUUUAAUAUGACAGUAAAAUUAAGGGAUGUUUUGAUGGGUGUUUGUGAUAUGGAAUAAAAUCUAGCUUUUCUUA
This is a messenger RNA of Photinus pyralis (common eastern firefly), 1864 nucleotides long. RefSeq names its product UDP-glucuronosyltransferase 2B1-like. The record is from RefSeq and is a predicted model, not a curated record. Gene Ontology annotation, molecular function: UDP-glycosyltransferase activity. Bases 156 to 1775 code for a protein of 539 amino acids. The transcript is spliced from 4 exons. NCBI's taxonomy places the organism in Eukaryota, Metazoa, Arthropoda, Insecta, Coleoptera, Lampyridae.